Molecule: messenger RNA, 3192 nt
Organism: Clonostachys solani
Lineage: Eukaryota; Fungi; Ascomycota; Sordariomycetes; Hypocreales; Bionectriaceae
Source: the annotation of a GenBank genome assembly
AUGGCUGACCACCCAAUCACUACCACGGCCUUUACGCUGAACCAAGGCGACAAGUUUCCUGCGGUAGGGCUGGGCACCUGGCAGGGGAGCCAAGGUUCGGACGACAGCAAGGCGCUGGAAGAGUCCAUCGUCCAUUCCCUCAAAUCCGGGUACCGCCUGCUCGACACCGCCCAGCGCUACGGUGUCGAGGACGUUGUUGGGCGCGCGAUUCGAGCCAGCGGAGUUCCGCGCGAGGAGAUCACUGUUGUCACCAAGUUCUGGGGUGAUUGGCAUCAUGACCCGGCCGAGGCGCUUCGCAUCUCGCUGGCAGACCUGGGCCUCGACUACGUUGACGUCUUCCUCAUGCACUGGCCGUGGGCGACGACUCCAGAGCCGGAGAAGAAGCCCCUGGGCAAAUACGAGAGCCCGACUUUCAUCGAGACAUGGCUAGCGAUGGAGAAGCUCGUUGGGCCCAAGUGCAGGGCCAUUGGUGUCAGCAACUUCACUGAGAAGCUCCUUGAGGAAUUGCGUGAGCAUGAGACGAUCGUGCCGGCGAUCAACCAGGUCGAGCUGCAUGCUUUCAAUCCUAAUCUGAAGUUGGUGCCCUACUGCCAAUCAAGGGGGAUCCAUGUCAUGAGCUGGAGCACACUUGGUGGUCAAAAGGACGGAGAGAACCUCAUCCUCAGCCAUCAACUGUUCAGCGACAUUGCCAAGGCGCACGGAUGCUCGACUGGCGUCGUGUCCCUUUCAUGGGCUGUGCAGCGAGGCAUCACUGUUAUUCCUAAGAGCAAGUCCAAGGCCCGCAUCGAGGAGAAUAUCAAGCUCGUAACCUUGAGCGCCGAGGAGGUGGACAAGAUCAACGGAGCACAGGAUACGAUCAAGAGGCAAAGGCUCUCAAAUGACAUCUCAUCGAUGCAUUUCGAGGUCGAUGAUCGCCGCCAGACGCCUGGCGGUGAUUCAAUUGCCGCAUUGUCGACAGCAUCCUCGGGACGUCUUCAAACCGCAGAGUUGUCUCACACACGUCACCCAUCUUCUUACGACCGUCACGAGACCCACGAGCCCACGACUUCGCUCGACCACCAGCAACGCCAGCAGCCGACGCCGCUGCAACAGCAACGGGUGACAACUCCAGACCCUGAGGGAGUCUCAUCACCUGGUUCCUCCCACCGACUUCGUCGAACCCCGAAAUUCGAGGCAACCCCAAGUCCAAGAACUCGCCAGGCCCACAUCGCAACUACUCUCGCCGCUCUUAGCUCUCAGCAUUCGCGCCAGCGGGGUAAUCCAGCGCCGUCGAACCCGGAAAAGAAGGAGCCUGACUUGCGACCAGCCGCCAGAGAGCGACCAACAAGGCACAGGACACGGCGAGUCCUCUCGCAAGAACUUGGCGAGGAUCCCGACGAGCAAUCCUCGGAGUUAUCCCCAUCACAGGGUCCUCAAACUUCACAAGAUCCAUAUCCUGUGCACCCUGUGGUUCGAAUUACCAAGCAUACCCACAGUGCAAUCCUUUUCACCCUUGAAGAAGCUCUUCGACAACCAAACCAAUUUACGCCCGACCUCGAGGAGGAGUCUGCCAGCAUGGCUGACCUCAUGAGCAGUGGCGGAGCUCCCAUCGCUUCCAAUGGGGGUAGCCUACCAGCACCACAACGCCCUACAGCCUCUCCAAACCCCAGAGGUUCACCUGGAAUCAGAGGCCCUAGAAUGAUCAUGCAGGAGCGCGCCGCCAGAGAGGCAGCGCGUGUGCAGAGAGCAGAGGCUGAGAAGCAAUUGGAACAGGAGACGCGACAGAGAGAAGAAGCACAGCGAAGUGCAGACCAUCGGUCUGCUGGCGUUGCUCAUGGCCCCAGUGGCAAACUACCCGCCCAACACCCUUCCACUACACAUCGCGGACAUGCUGUCCCCGAGUCAUCGCCACCCUCCGGGGCAGAGCCAACCACCCCACAGCAAAUAGCCUCUCACCAACGCACCAAUACCUCACGAUAUGCUGCAAACCAGCAACUUCCUUCGCAAUAUCAGUCCCACCACCAACACGCCCAGCAGCAACAACAACAGCGGCCGACGACAGCAGGCCAAGCCGGUGAAAGUUCAACACAAACUGGAGGAACAUCCGGCAGCUCAAAACCUCGAAACUCUUUCCCACACGCCUUCGAGCGAUGGGAGACAUUGUCAGCGCACUGGGAGGGCUUGACAAGCUAUUGGAUUCACAAGCUGGAGCAAAAUAAGGACGCCGUGAACCGCGAUCCUAUCAACCAGCAAUUAAGUCGCCAAGUAACAGAUCUUUCUGCCGCAGGAGCCAAUCUUUUCCACGCCGUCGUGGAGUUGCAACGACUGCGCGCAAGCUCGGAGCGCAAGUUCCAAAGGUGGUUUUUUGAAACCAGAGCAGAACUGGAACGAGCACAGGAAGUGAACUCCAUGCUGGAAAAUGCUCUGGAUCAAGAACGACGUAACCGGGACGAGGCGAUUCGUGAAGCUGUUGAAAAGGAGCAAGGGAGCUCAUUAGCGCAGAAGCAGCUUGCAGAGAUGCGCAAAGAGCUUGCCAUCUCCAAAGAUGAAGCUAGACGGGCCUGGGAGGAGCUCGGCCGUCGAGAGCAGGGUGAGAGAGAGAGACUGUUAUCACUACAAACUGGACAACCAACCAUUGUGGGAGGAGUUCAAGUUGUUCCAAUGACGCAUGGCCUGCGAGAUCAAGCAGCUCAGCAGGCAGAAUACAGCCAGUCAUAUCAUGGAAGCCAGAGUAAUGUCGCCCAAUCAUCCGCGGCAUCAGCUGGCCCCAGCGGAGCCCAAUAUGGUCAGCCGGACGCUGGCUCGCAGUCUGCGCGGAGUCAUUACCGUGCAACCUCGGAAGGCGGGACAAGCGAGAAUGAGUUCGUCAAGGAUGUGAAAGGAGUGCCUUUAUUGGAUGUUCAUGGAAACAAGAUCCCCGUCGCCGCUCCCCCCUCGACAUACUCAGGAUCUGAGGUGGAAGUGGAAGAGUAUGAUACUCCAGCUACAACCAACCCACCAAGUGGGAGCUAUGACCCACCCUCUACAUCAGGCCCUACACCCCAAUGGACAGGAGCUUACUCAAAUCCCCAAGACUACGCGGGAGAGGAAUACGGUGCCCCAGGCUGGGAGACAGUGCCCCGCCAUCACCAUCCAACACGACUCAGCGACGUGAUCGAGGAGGAAGAGGAGCGGAGUAGGACGACCGCAAGCCAAGUCAGCCGAGGAGUCUAA